This is a messenger RNA of Tarenaya hassleriana, 1003 nucleotides long. Its product is annotated as chlorophyll a-b binding protein 4, chloroplastic-like. NCBI's taxonomy places the organism in Eukaryota, Viridiplantae, Streptophyta, Magnoliopsida, Brassicales, Cleomaceae. The record is from RefSeq and is a predicted model, not a curated record. Gene Ontology annotation, cellular component: membrane. Gene Ontology annotation, biological process: response to light stimulus; photosynthesis, light harvesting in photosystem I. Bases 70 to 828 code for a protein of 252 amino acids. The transcript has 4 exons.
CUUACACAAAUCUUUAUUUGCAAUUUCAUCUCACCUAAACCGGGUCGGGUCGGGUUGUGUCAAGAGACAAUGGCGACGGUCACAACACAAGCCUCGGCGGCGGUUUUCCGACCAUGCGGAUCGAAACCGAGAUUCCUCACGGGUUCGUCAGGUAAAUUGAACCGGGAACUGUUGGUUAAACCGGUCGGUUCUUCCACCAGAACGGCAUCGUAUAAAGUUGAAGCAAAGAAAGGGGAAUGGUUGCCCGGUUUGGCCUCUCCAGCUUACCUCAACGGCAGCCUUGCGGGUGACAACGGGUUUGACCCUCUGGGUCUAGCGGAGGAUCCGGAGAAUCUGAAAUGGUUCGUCCAAGCAGAGCUCGUCAAUGGCCGGUGGGCCAUGCUCGGCGUGGCCGGAAUGCUUCUCCCCGAGGUCUUCACCAAAAUCGGAAUCAUAAAUGCUCCCGAGUGGUACGACGCGGGAAAAGAGGAAUAUUUCGCGUCGUCGUCCACGUUGUUCGUGAUAGAGUUUAUAUUGUUCCAUUACGUGGAGAUAAGGAGGUGGCAGGACAUAAAGAAUCCGGGAAGCGUGAAUCAAGAUCCGAUCUUCAAGCAAUACAGGCUGCCUCCUAACGAAGUAGGUUACCCCGGCGGCAUUUUCAACCCUCUUAACUUCGCCCCGACCCUCGAGGCCAAGGAGAAGGAGCUCGCUAACGGGAGGUUGGCGAUGUUGGCGUUCUUAGGGUUUGUGGUUCAACACAACGUGACGGGGAAAGGGCCGUUCGAGAACCUGUUGCAGCACUUGUCUGACCCAUGGCACUCCACCAUCAUCCAGACAUUCAGGGGCUGAUGACAGACACAAGCCCUUUUUCUUUACGUUUCUUGAAUUUUUUUUUUUAGCAUGAUAUUGGAAUUGGACCGUUGUAGCGCCAUGAAAGAAACAUUUUAAAGCUGUUUGAUGUACAUAGGAACUAUGAUUGAUCAAGAUGGUAAUCCUAUUGUAUCAAGCAUCAUUUUGCUGCUAA